Messenger RNA from Diaporthe amygdali, 2739 nucleotides. RefSeq lists its product as uncharacterized. NCBI's taxonomy places the organism in Eukaryota, Fungi, Ascomycota, Sordariomycetes, Diaporthales, Diaporthaceae. The coding region runs from base 1 to 2739 and encodes 912 amino acids. The record is from RefSeq and is a predicted model, not a curated record. The transcript has a single exon.
AUGCGCGGCUCUACGAUAGCAUCCGCGCUCGCGGGUCUUUCGAUCUUUCCGUCAGAUAUCCUGGCUUCACCGACCAGCAAGCGCGGGAAUUACGACGAAAUACCUGGCAUGGGUGGACUACUUGGCUUCAAAGGCUCAGACGGUCGCUACAAAGCUAUUCCUCUCCCACCAGGGGAUGGGAAAACGCUAGGAUGGAUACCCGAUGUCAUACUUUACCCGCUCUCGGACGACGAACAGAGCGGCUGGCAGAAAAGCACAAUUGAGAGCAUAGUAGCACCGACAACCUUCCCAACUAGUAUUCCUGCCUUCACUUCAUCCACUGCCGAGGUCACGUUGACACCAUCAGCUCCCACCGAGAUUGAUCAUACCGGCUCGCGAACUGCCUCAACGGCCACUUCCUAUUAUACCCCGCCUCUUACUUCAGGAAAUUUCCCCGAAGUUUCUCGCUCUGAGACUAUUGUCUCUGUUACUUCUACUGGAACCGCAGAAUCCAGUAUUGACUCUGGGACAAGCUCCUCUAUUUUACCAACGAGCCCGACGGCGGACAUUGGAACUGCGACCACUUCUUCUCUCAGGAUCUCUUCUCCUACACCAACAUUUGGCCCAACGUCUUCAUUUCCCUCUAGCACCACUUCUGGGCCAACCACCUCAGGUACAUUGACGCCUCCUUCUACUACUUCGAUCCCCUCCAAGACGCGGUCUAUUCCCAGCACCAGAAUCACCUCGGUGUUGAGCUCUUCUUCGAGCCAGAUCACACCACCUCCGGAGCCCACCACGUCCAGCACUCCGACAACCUUUGUCACUUCUACAACCACAAACUCGUCUACAACCUCUGUCGGGCCCCAGCCUACGUUCAAGACCCCAGAGGAACAACGCGAACUUGAGCGCGAGGCCCAAAGAAAGGCGGAGGAAGAAAAGAAGAAAAAAGCUCUUGCCAUUGGGCUGUCUGUCGGUCUCGGUACCCCGGCAGCUGCAGGUGCGAUCGCAGGUCUGCGCAAACUUUUCCAGAACCCUGAUUUCAGAGGGAUUCUGAACCAGUUGAGAGAGCAGGGUGGCAGGAUAUGGGAUAACAUCAGAAACGCCUUUGGGGGAGACCCUCCCAAUGUCGGGGGCCCGGGAGAACCACCGCCGGCUCAAAUACCCGACGUUCCCGACGUUGAAGCCCCUGAUGUUGAAGCCCCUGAUGUCGAGGCUCCUGAUAUCGAUGUACCUGAUAUCGAUGUACCUGAUAUCGAUGUACCUGAUAUUGACCCGGCGAGACCCUUGGAUCCCAUCAUUGAAGAACCGGAGUCGUCCCCUGUAGGUGAGGGACCUCCUUCGCCACCGUCACGCCCCCCUCCUUCACCACCAUCGGGCGGUGAUCCUCACCCACCAGGUGCUGGUGAGGGACCUGAGACACCUGAUAUUGACACGCCUGAUAUUGACACACCUGGGGUUGACGUGCCUGAGGUUGACGUGCCUGAGGUUGAUACGCCUAAAAUCGAGGUGCCUGAUAUUGACACUCCUGAAAUUGAGGUGCCUGAUAUUGGCGUGCCCUCCCCUGGGUCGCCUCCUCCUGAGCCACCUCUACCACCCUCGCCAUUCUCAGGACACGCCCCACCCUCACCGCCAUCAGAGAACCCCCCUCCACCACCAUCAGGAAACGGACCACCUUCACCACCCUCAGGAAAUGGUCCACCCUCACCACCCUCAGAGAAACCCCCUUCGCCACCAUCAGGAAACGGACCACCACCACCACCCUCAGAGGAACCCCCUCCACCACCAUCAGGAAACGAGCCACCCUCACCACCCUCACAGAAACCCCCUUCGCCACCAUCCGGACAAGGACCACCUUCACCACCCUCGGAUAAUCCCCCUUCACCACCAUCGGGGAAUGGUCCACCCGUACCGCCUCCUGGAAAUCCUCCACCAUCACCACCGGUCAGUGGGCCACCAGAACCACCGGAGGAUAGCCAGAAUGACGAAGAUCAAAAUGAGGACGACGAAGACGGCGAAGAGGGGGAUGAGGGUGAUCAGGGUGAUCAGGGCAAACAGAAAUGUGUGAAAUGGGCUGAUCUUGAAAUUGGAAAGAAUUACUUGGACUCGAAGCCCUCGAACAGCAUAUACACACCACGACCAGGCAAAAAACCAGCCAGGCCAGACAAGGGCAAACAGCCAGCCAAGCCAGACAAGGGCAAACAACCUGCCAGGCCAGACAAGGGCAAACAACCUGCCAGGCCAGACAAGGGUAAGCAACCUGCCAGGCCAGACAAGGGUAAACAACCAGAAAAGCCAGACAAGGGCAAACAGCCAGCCAACGAACCACCCCACCUUGAGUGUCUGCAAGACGUGGCGAAUGUUGCGCUUGACGAGAUGAAAGGCAAAGCCGUCGAAAAAUACGACGAGGACACUGAAUAUGUCGUCGAUGAAUUGAAGCGGGGAGGAGAGAAGUCCAGACUCUACAAAGAUUUCCAAACCAGACUAGAGACGCCGGGGGAAGCCGCCAACCGCGAGUUUACCUGGAAAAUGAAAGACCCAAAGCUUCGUGCCGAGUUAAGAAAGCAGGUCCAUGACGAGUGGGAGGAAAUUCAAGCGAUGCUAUGGAGCGGCGAGUGGAUGCAGGAGCAUAAAGGGACGAAAUUGGCUGAGGACCUUAUGGACAGGCUGUUGCAGUUGGAUGCCCUCCGGGAAAUAUUUUGGGAGAUGGACAGGUUGUCGUCGUUUGACGUGUACCACUGGCAACCUCCAACGGCCGUCUGA